ACCUCUAUUGCUUUCGCUCAUAAUUUUGCAACACACUGUAGUACUUCAAGGUUGCAGGGUAUAGGGUGGUAGCGCAGGUCCCUCGGCAGUGAUAGUGUGCUGACUGCCAAGAGUACUUCCUCUGCCUUCACGGAAAACUCAUUACAACUCGAGACUGCUAAGAAAAUCUCCCAAAUGGCUGAUGACAGUGACUUCCAUUUCUUCGUGUUGACGCCCAGUGACUUUGACGACGUGACGAACCUUCUCGCCAGAGAAUUCUUCACUAGGGAACCGCUGACCCAGGGGACGCGCGCCACCAAUGUCCAGACCAAGAAGGGCAGAGUCGCAGAUGACGUCAGAAUGUGUCUUGAGUCGGGCGUGUCUGUGGGCGUGCGACACCGACCCACGGGCGAGCUGGUGGGCGUGAGAAUCAGCUUUAUAAAAUCACGGGUGGGAUCUUCGCCGGCCACUCAACCAGCGAAUGAACUGGCAGCGUUGUACCGCGUUUACGACGAAGUCAUGAAGGCAGUUGAUGUCUUUGAGGACCAAGACGUGGACAAAGUGUUAUCUAUGUAUAUGGUUGGCGUUCACAGAGACUUCGGAGGCCGUGGUCUUGGCAGGAAACUAGUGGAGUUCUGUAUGAAGGUAGGGGUAGAAAACGGAUGCCAGUUAUCUGUAACGUGCAUCACCAACAAGCUGUCAGGAAAGAUCUUCGAAAAGCUAGGUUACGAGGUGCGUCACUGCCUUGACCUGACCUCCCUCGGGCCGGACUGGGGCGUCGACACCUCGCUCAUGAACGGGAAUACCACCGUCAGGGUCAUGACCAAGCGGCUGCCAUGAAGAAGAAGAAGAACGGAAGUGUUGUCAACAUCCCAGCAACACUUUAAAUCGGCAGAAGAAGAUUUUGAUGUUUCUUCUGUUAUGAUUACAUCGUUCUUUUAAC
Molecule: messenger RNA, 922 nt
Organism: Penaeus monodon (black tiger shrimp)
Lineage: Eukaryota; Metazoa; Arthropoda; Malacostraca; Decapoda; Penaeidae
Exons: 5
Coding region: 175-819 (214 amino acids)
Molecular function (GO): N-acetyltransferase activity
Source: RefSeq, a predicted model, not a curated record